GGGCGGGGGGAGGAGGGGACCGGGGUGCUCCUGCAGGACUCUCCGCCCUCUGCGGGGCACGGGAGCCGAGCAGCCCGGGGAGCGGCUGGCGAGCGGCCCGUCCCCUCAUCGCCGCCGGGGGUCGCCCCUCGCAGCGAGGGACUGGCCCCCGCCGUAGGGGAGGGGUGGCGCACCUGUCCGGCGUGGGGGAGGGGCGCGGGCCCCGCCGGACCUCGGCCCUCCGCUCGCCCCCGUGGCGACAGGGCCUCCCUCUCUCCCCCCCCACCCCGUUCCGCGAUCCGGCCGGGGUCCAGCGGGUGCCCCCCGCGGGCAGCCGGGCCUGGCAGCUCUGGUCUUCGUCCCCGUGGGUCGCUCGGGGCCCGCCCCCCCCGGCUGCGGGACGAAAGGGGACAGUGGGGGAACGGGCCGGGAUGUUCCCCAGCUAUUCCGGUGCUUGUGUGCCUUGGUCCGAGCUACUCUGCUUUCACUGUGCUUGUCUUGUUCCUUCACGGCAGAAGAUGAGGCUCCUGUACGGAGCGCCUUCUGCCACGCUGCUUGCUGCCAGGAGUACUAGAGGACAGCUUUUAAGUUCUCUUUUUAGCCAAUCCAGUAUCCUCAUUAUUUUUUAAUAUAUUCAAUAGAUUUGUAAUUAUGAUGGGGGGGGAGAACUGUACAUAGUUUAGUUUCUUCUCCCAUCAUUAGUGUCUGAGUGCUUUCCCAGUAGGCAAAAAUAGAUAGAAACCUGUACUCAUUUGCCCUUGUAGCCCAAAGAAGAAACAUCACUUGGGUAUUCCUGAAAUAAUUUCUAACCUACCUGUGUUCAUCAAGAUAUUUCUCAUAAUCAGAAAUGUAACAUCUUGACAGACAGGAAAAGCAGGGGUUUCUUGGUGACAGGUUGUUUGUAUAUGGUUGCUUUUCAUCAACAGUUUGGAUAAUUCCACUGUCUUGCAGGCUGGGAAUUCAGCUUCCUUGUCUCCUGCAUGCUCCAUGUGAUUUUUCAGUUGAACCCAUAAGUUUCCAGGACAAACAAUUCAAUUUUACAUUGAAAAGGAGCUGUUGCAAAGAAAAUGUGGUUAAAUUGAAUACUUGCAUAACACAGCUUCUUGCAGAAGGACCACCACACUGUUUAACACUUAGGAAAAUAUGAGAAUAAGCAGGGAGCGCCCUUCUCUUUGAACUAAAAAAAAAAAUCUGUGCCUUGCUGAGGACAGCGACAGGAAUCGGACACUUGAAUCAAUGUUAUCGGAUGAGUUAGAAUCCAAACCUGAGCUGCUGGUUCAAUUUGUCCAGAAUACUUCUAUUCCACUGGGGCAAGGGCUGGUGGAGUCAGAACCAAAAGACAUCACCUGUCUUUCUCUCCUUCCUGUUACUGAGACCUCAGAAUGCAACAGACUCAUGUUGCCAGAUGAUGAAAGAGAUCUCACUUCUCCAAGUCACACUAAUUCUUCCAAAGAUGUUUCUUCAUCUGCUGUCUUGAGAAGUCUACAGGUAAAUGUGGGCCCUGAUGGAGAGGAAACAAGGGCACAGAAUGUACAGAAACCAUCUGAACUUCUGUCAACACCAGAGACUUCCAGUUUAUUGCAAGACCUCCAGCCCAGUGAUAGCACUUCAUUUAUUCUCCUCAACCUAACAAGAGCAGGGCUGGGGUCUCCAGCAGAGCACUUGGUCUUUGUUCAAGAUGAAGCAGAAGAUUCUGGGAAUGACUUUCUCUCUCAUGAUAGCACAGACAGCAGUACCCCAUGGUUCCUACGAGUCCAAGAAUUGGCCCAUGACAGUUUAAUUGCUGCCACUCGUGCACAGCUCGCUAAGAAUGCCAAAGCAAGCAAUAAUGGUGAAAAUGUUCAUCUUUGCUCAGGAGAUGGGCAGCCGAAAGACUCUAGCCCCAUUCCUCAUUUAUCUCGUGUGGAAAGGAAGCUGAAGUGCACAGUUGAGGGCUGCGAUCGGACAUUUGUGUGGCCAGCUCACUUCAAGUAUCAUCUGAAAACACACCGGAACGACCGCUCCUUCACCUGCCCAGCAGAAGGCUGUGGAAAAAGUUUCUACGUCUUGCAGAGGCUGAAGGUGCACAUGAGAACUCACAAUGGUGAAAAACCCUUUGUGUGCACGGAGCUGGGCUGUGGGAAGCAGUUCACAACAGCUGGAAAUCUGAAGAACCAUCUACGAAUUCACACUGGGGAAAAACCCUUUCUGUGUGAGGCACAGGGAUGUGGUCGCUCCUUUGCCGAAUACUCCAGCCUUCGGAAACAUUUGGUUGUCCACUCAGGAGUGAAGCCCCAUCAGUGCCAAAUAUGUGGGAAGACAUUUUCCCAGAGUGGUAGCAGAAAUGUGCAUAUGAGGAAACACCACUCCCGAAUUGGAACAUCUGGCAGCAGAGAGCGAGAACAGCCAGAGUCACUGAUGGGCAGCAGUUUGCUGGAAGAAUCUACAGUGCAUAGUAAGAAUCUCAUCUCCAUGAACUCUCAGCCCAGCCUUGGCGUUGAGUCUCUGCACCUGCCAGACACUGAGUCUAUUAUUGGAGUAGAGGAGGGUGAGACCAGCUGCUCUUUUUUCCGCCCUCUUAUAUGUGGUGACUGAAGUGGGAUCGAUCAUUUCUCCUAGAGGCUCACCAUGUUGCAGUGGGAUGAGUGAACGUUGCUUUAACUGUGCACAGAGCAGGUGGGUAGAUGGAGAAUGGGGCCAACUGGAGUUGGAGAAGACCUACUGGACCAAGUUUCUCUCCUGCAGAACUUAAAAGAUGAAGUCUGCUGCUUAGGUGUCAUUUAGCCCAUGUUGUGGAACGCCAUUUCAAAACUGUUUAUGCAGUCCAUUCUCCUAAAGCCUAAAGCGUUUGUUUUGCUGGAGCACCUAGGAGCCCCAGUUAAGGACCAUCAUUGUGCUAGGCACUGUACAGACAUUCAGUAUCUUGAGCAACAGGCCUUCCUCCCAUCCUUUACCUUCAGAGACUAUAUUCUAAUACAUCUCACUGUCAGAAGCUGACUUACUAUCUGAAAUAAAUGUACUACUUGAUAUCAUUUAAUUACAUUUGACGUGUUCUUUUCCUGUCUUC
Messenger RNA from Chroicocephalus ridibundus (black-headed gull), 3025 nucleotides. RefSeq names its product zinc finger protein 410 (gene ZNF410). Gene Ontology annotation, cellular component: PcG protein complex; chromatin; transcription regulator complex. The coding region runs from base 1216 to 2553 and encodes 445 amino acids. NCBI's taxonomy places the organism in Eukaryota, Metazoa, Chordata, Aves, Charadriiformes, Laridae. Gene Ontology annotation, molecular function: RNA polymerase II cis-regulatory region sequence-specific DNA binding; DNA-binding transcription factor activity, RNA polymerase II-specific. The record is from RefSeq and is a predicted model, not a curated record. Gene Ontology annotation, biological process: regulation of transcription by RNA polymerase II. The transcript is spliced from 10 exons.